Rubroshorea leprosula is the source of this 1090-nucleotide messenger RNA. The record is from the annotation of a GenBank genome assembly. NCBI's taxonomy places the organism in Eukaryota, Viridiplantae, Streptophyta, Magnoliopsida, Malvales, Dipterocarpaceae.
AUGGAAGCAAGGAGAACUUGUUCUCAAAAGGUUAAACGAUGUUGUUUUUGAAGAAAAAUUUUGCUUUCACAAUUUGGUUUCUACUAUUUCUUGAACCUCAUAGCCUUGCUUCAAAUGAAUACAUCUUUGUGGCAUGGAGUAGAACAACCUAGGAAUCCAUGGUCUGACGGUCCCGCAUACAUCACACAAUGUCCUAUCCAACCCGGAAAGAGUUUUCGACAAAAGUCACAUUUUCCGUGGAAGGAACACUAUGGUGGCAUGCUCACAAUAAUUGGGGGCGCGCCACGGUUCACGGGGCCAUCAUUGUCUACCCAAAAUUUGGAACCACAUAUCCUUUUCCUCCACCCCAUGUUGAAGUGCCCAUAAUCCUAGAGAGUUUAUUCACUCAGGGAGGAGACCCCAAUGUCUCUGAUGCCCUCACAAUAAAUGGUCAGCCUAGUGACCUUUAUCCAUGCUCACCAUUAGGUACAUUCAAGCUAAGGGUGGACCAAGGAAAAACAUAUCUACUUCGCUUGGUAAAUGCUGCAAUGAACACCAUUCUCUUUUUCUCUGUUGCAAAACAUAAGUUGACUGUUGUCGGGAUAGAUGGCAGUUACACGAAGGCAUUGACCAAAGAAUUCGUGACGAUUUCUCCAGGACAAACCAUGGAUGCCUUGCUUGAAGCUAAACAAAAACCUAGUCAGUAUUACAUGGCUACUAGGGCUUAUUCAACUGGGUUUAAUGUUCUUUUUGAUAACACCACAACCACUGUAAUAGUACAUCUAAGAAGCUUAGCCAAUGAAGAACAUCCAAUCGACAUCCCUUUAGACAUCCAAACUCAAAUGAUUCUAACACUUUCUGUUAAUGCUUUUCCUUACCCACAUGGAAAUGCUCCAUCUUCAUGUCAAGGUCCAAACGUGACAAGAUUAGCAGCAAGCAUGAACAACAUAAGCUUCAUCACUCCAUCCAUCGACAUUUUAUGAGCUUAUUAUAAGCACAUAAAUGGGGUCUUUGAUACUCAAUUUCCAAACUUACUUCCAUUAGCAUUCGGUUUUACAGUGCCAUAUAUGCCAUUGAUUUUUGAAUUACCUAAUACAGGAACAAAGGUGAA